Messenger RNA from Galendromus occidentalis (western predatory mite), 4914 nucleotides. RefSeq lists its product as uncharacterized. The record is from RefSeq and is a predicted model, not a curated record. NCBI's taxonomy places the organism in Eukaryota, Metazoa, Arthropoda, Arachnida, Mesostigmata, Phytoseiidae. Gene Ontology annotation, molecular function: DNA helicase activity; ATP hydrolysis activity. Gene Ontology annotation, biological process: DNA repair; telomere maintenance.
AUGGAGAAAAUCGGAUGUUCCGCUCAGGACGCCCGAUUGUGCCAUACUUGCUACGAUUCUUUGAGUGAGGGUAGAAUUCCAAAACUGGCCACCUACAAUGGCUUCCGAUAUCCACCGAAGCCCCUCAAUUUACCCGAGCUGAAUGCAAUCACGACGCGCUUGAUCAGCCCGCGGAUUCCAUUUAUGCAGAUUCGUCGUUUGAGAUGGGGCACCGGGCCAUACAGAAUCGUUGGACAAAUCAUCAAUGUACCCGUAGACGUACAGUCCAUGAUUUCGGAACUACCGCGUAAUCUCGCCGAAGACUUCUCAUUCAACGUGUCUCUUAAGAAGCAUAUGAUUCAUAAAACUACGGCAUACUCGGGACUCGUCAAAAUAGAAGACCUCAGAGCGUGGCUGGGAUAUCUUCAGGACACUCCAUUGUACCGACACUACGGAAUCAAAAUCGACUGGGCCCGACUGCGCGAAACUGCUGCCGAUGCUGAAAAUGAAGAGCUUGACGAAGUUGAUGCCGCGAAUGAUUCUGAAAUGCUCUAUGCAUCCCAGCAAACCCUGUUGUGGAACGAAGACAAAUAUUUCGAGUUCGCUCCGGGUCAGAAAUCCAUACCCAUCAACGUCGUUUACGACGAGCAUGCGGAAGAACUCUCGUUCCCUGAUAUCUAUUAUGGGGUUCCUCGAGAAUUCCGGCUGGGAGUGAACGUGACACCUUUCUCGAUAGCAACGAGUGAAAUCCGUCGAACUGAUCGACGUGGCGCAUCACCGGAGCAUAUCUUAUACAUGGCUAUGAAAAUAAUGCGCUUAAGGAUAGCGAAAGGCCUGUACGCGACGUUCCGAAAUAGUGAUCAUUUAAAAAACGUCACACGAGAAAUGAUCGAAGACCCGCGAUUUCUCAAUGAAUGCGUUGACAAAAACUUCGCAUUCCUUAAAUCGAUACCCAACUCGGUUCAAUAUUGGUCGUCCCGGAAAAAAGAUUUGUUUGCAAUGAUCCGCCAGCUCGGCAAGCCCACGUUCUUCCUCACGAUGAGUGCAAAUGAAAUCAAAUGGCCAAAUUUAUUACGACUCCUCCAUAAACUCCGAACCGGUAACACGGUUGGCGUCGAAAAUCUGUUAUCGCAAUUCUCUGCUGCUUACAGAGCUUAUCUCGUCAACGAAGAUUCAGUCACAUGCUGCGUAUACUUCUGGAAAAUGAUGAAUAUAAUCAUGCGUAUUCUCCAAUCUGACCGAAUCAGCCCUUUCGGCCGGAACCAUAUCAUUGAUUCAUUUUUACGAAUCGAAUUCCAGCAUCGAGGAAGUCCGCAUAUGCAUGCCCUCAUCUGGUUGAACGACGUUCCGAAGGAAGAAGUCUCGGAAACAAUGCCUCAAACAAUCGAGCUCAUUGAUCGAUUGUGCUCGGUGGAUGUCAAGCAGUCAAUCAUAAACCCAGAUCACGCGUCCCUCCAAGUCCAUCAACAUACCUUCACUUGUUACAAAAAUUCUCAAAAACCACGUCAAAAAUCGGAAAAAUGUCGUUUCGGCAUACCCUUUUGGCCCUCCCCCACAACUCGAAUUCUCUUACCAAUGGCCAAAGAUGACGGUCGGCGCAAGAAUUUCCGAAUAAAGGCUCGAUCAAUGAAAGGAGCCUUGGAAGAAAACGAAUACGAGAGCAUUGAGACCUUCUGGUCAGAUUUCGGCCUGGAUUCAGAUGAAUAUUACAACAUAAUAAGAGCAGACAUUCAGCGCCCUACAAUCAUUUUCAAACGGGAUAUGACCGAAAUUUGGAUCAAUACCUUUAACCCCUGGAUCGCUAACACUUUAGCCUCGAACAUGGAUUUCCAAUACAUCUUGGAAGAGUAUAGUUGCGCGUCAUAUGUCGUGGAAUACGUCAACAAAACGAAUCGAGGCAUAUCCAAUCUACAGAGGCAAUUGAAAGACCUCCAGAAUCAAUAUCCGGAUCGAGACUAUACCGAACUCCUGAAAAGAGUCAGCCUCAGAUUGCUCGACGCAGUGGAAAUGACUACCCAAGAAGCAGCUUGGUAUUUACUGCGACAACCAAUGAGUGAAGCUAGUCGUGAAGUGAUUUUCAUCAAUACAGAUGUUCCCAACAAACGAUUCAUCUGUCGCAAAUCACUGGCACAAAUGAGAUCCGAAGACUUGGCACCGAAUUCCACCGACAUCUGGGCGACGGACAUCAUCCAGAAGUAUGAAAAUCGGCCCUCAGAAUUGCUAACCAUGUGUUUGGCUGAUUUUGCAGCUAACAUGACACCGGUCCGGGGGAAACGGGACGCCGAAGGCCAUCAGAUAUACCAUGAACGAACUCGUUCACGCGUUAUACGAUGGACUCGAUUCGAAAUCGAUGAUGUCAUCCACUACAAGCGAAGCAUGGUACUCUCAUUCUAUCCCUUCAAUAAUGAACACACUGACCUCCUAGAUUGUGACAAGUUCCUCGCUCUAUACGAUGAGAAUGAAUUGGGAAUCGAAAACCGACGCCAAAAUUACGAAGUUACCGAAGACUUGGAAGAUAGAAUCGCCAAACAACACGAAGUAUGGGAUGAAAUGAUUCAAGACGACACCCUCAUCGAUGAACGAGACUCCGAGACUCCUGAUCUCCCAACAGAUUUAUUGGCGCAACCCAUCAAUGACGAUAUCCGCAAUGUUCCAGUCCCUAUGACAUUACCUUCUACAAUCAAAAAACGAUCGAAUGUGCUACCAUCAGCUCAGUACUGUGAGUUGAUGAGGAGCACGAAUUUUAAGCAAAGAGCCUUACUGAAACAUUGCCUCGCUCGCAUUCAUGAUCCGACCAUACCACCGGUACAAAUAUUCCUGACAGGACCCGCUGGUAGCGGUAAAACCUUCACCUUAAAACUUCUAAUGGAAACUUACAACCGAUUCGCAGCAACUCAUAAUACCGACCGGAACAUGUACGUGGCUGCAGCUUCAACAGGAAAAGCAGCUGUACUCAUAAACGGAACAACGGUCCACAAUGCUUUCAGCAUUUCCGUGAUUCAGCGCCGCGGAGGCCUUUCUUUCGAAUCACUACAACUUUAUCGCAAUGCAUUCGCGAAGGUGAAGAUUGUUUUCAUCGAUGAAAUUAGUAUGAUUGGUUCAGGACUGUUCCAUACCAUUAAUGAAAGGUUCAAAAUCAUCAACAUGGAGCACGAUAUGCCAUUCGGCGGAAUGGACAUCAUCUUCAGCGGCGAUCUUCGACAAUUGCCGCCGGUGAAAAUGACACCCAUCUACGAGCCGUUGCAGCGGGGAAUACAUCGGUCAGUACUCUGGCAAUCUCUGGCUUAUUAUCCCUUACGGAAAGUGAUGCGUCAAAGCGAUGAAAUGUUUUCCCGAAUCCUCACUAAAAUCGGUAACGGAGACAACCUUGACGACGACGAACAAUCUCAAAUCGAGUCAAGGUUCAGAACUCGACAAUGGUGCCUCGAACACGCCAAAGAUGUCAUCCGAAUCUUUCACAAAAAUGUAGACGUCGAUCAUUACAACAGAACAGCGGUCGAUGCCCAAUGGCAUGCAACGGCGACUGAUGCGUAUUUCGGUACGAAUGAUCAGAGUCUAAUUGCAACUGCCCGUACCCGAGUUCAUCGCCUGACGACAUCGGAAAGCGCUAACUUGACGUACGAUUUACCACUCUGCCUCGACAAACCCUAUAUGAUAACAUGUAAUGUUGACGUAGAGGAUGCACUAGCAAAUGGUGUAAUCGGCAUCCUGAAAUUCGUCGAGUUCAGCAAUCAUGAUGACAGCGAUAUCAACAACUCGCAACCAGGGACAUCGACGAGUUCAGGAUCAAAAAUGAACCGCCUGUGGUUGGACUUUGGAACGGACCACAAAAUCGGAGCGCUCGCGAGAUCGAAACAUCGAGCAAUUGCCAUGACGCAUCGAGUUAUCCAGCGCGAUUGGACACCAUUGUAUAAAAAAACAGCAAGCUUCCAAGUGCCGAACAACAAAGGCAUCCGAUGCCGACGUGUGAAUUUCCCUCUGACUUUGGCUUGCGCCCUGAUCACACAUAAAUCACAAGGAAGCACUUUCGACAACGUAGUGUUCGACUACGCGCGAGGGUUACAACAACAAUUGGUUUAUGUAGCUUUAUCCCGGGUAAGAUCCAUGGAGGGAUUAUUCAUGACGAAUGCUGAAGACGACUUCAAAUUUUAUCAUGCUCGGCCAGUCUUGACUUCGGACCUGCGGAAGCUGCGCGACGAGCUCAAACGAUUGGACGCUCACUGUCUCGAGACUGAAGAUCAGAAAAUUCUCAAAAAACUCGAAACUGCCAAGAUCGUUCUACUCAACUUGAACGUCCAGAGUUUGCCUGCGCACGCCGAAGACCUCUUGACAGACCCAGUUCUUAUGAAAUCAACGAUCUUCUGCCUCACCGAAACGUGGAACGACAACGAUACCCCAACAUUGAUGAACGGCCUGAAUCUAAUCGCUCUCAAUAAACGACCCAUCCGAGCUGGAGGCGUCGCAAUAUAUGAACGAAAACGAGUGGGAGAACCAUGCCACCGGAACUCACCCCAACCCCUAUUGAUACAAGAAGAUUGCGGCGAUUUCUGCAGCAGUCAAUUUCUAAUCAACGGGCAAUCAACGACACUUGUUUGCGUAUACAUUACGCCAGGCACAAAUCUUCCAGCUAUCAACGACUUCUUCAAAAGACACCAAGGAAUCAUCGAUUCAAAACGGAAAUUCGACGCGGACGAACCGCUAAUUAUAUGCGGCGAUUUCAAUUGCGAUAUCAGCAAACCCUGUAUCAAAGAACAGCUGACAACCCUCAUGUACUCAUAUUUCCAUACAAAUCUCAUUUCGAUAUCAGAUCAACCCACCACAAACGGUCAAUCCACUAUAGAUCUCAUCUUCACCAGACACAUUCAGUACCAAGAAAUUCUUACAAAUAUCACCUAUUUCAGCCAUCACCGAGCAAUACUCACUAUUCUAGAAUAA